CUCUCAACUACUUGGGGAGAGUUUCUAAACGAAACCUCAUUGCACGGCUGUAAGAAUAUCGUUACUAAGCAGCAUGGACCGGUGAAAAGAACUCUGUGGUUUUUAUGUUUAGGGAUAAUGGUUGGAACCCUGACGUACACGACUUGUACCUUCUAUAUGAAAUAUAUGGAAUAUGACUUUAAGACCAAAGCAAGUGUGAGGUAUCAACGUAAACUGGAAUUCCCGGCUGUCACAAUCUGCAACUUGCACCCGCUAGACGAAAAUGACUUUAAUAAAUCGGAUCCUAUAUUAUUUGAUCGGGAAAACCUCAAUAAAUCGGAUCCUCUAUUGCUUGAUGGAGAAAACAUUGAUAAAUUGAAUCCGCUAUUGUUGGAAUAUUUAGAACAAUUGUUGUCGUCUCCACCAACGCUUAAUGCAUCUGAUUCGAAAUGGGAACUGUUCAGACCAAAAGUGAGUGAUUUAAAUAAGUUGGGAUUUAGGUUCGAUGAUAUGAUUUUGGAGGUAUAUCUAAAUGGACAAUUACUGCUAAAACCAGAAUCACAAUUCUCGGUCAGUUUCAGGGGACCCAUUGAAAAAUGUUUCACUUUUAACGAUAGAUACUAUAAUGAGACACAUCACCACAAACCGCUGAUGUUUCAAGCCAACGAUAUUAUGGCAUUAGUUCUGGAUACAAAACAAGACAGGUAUGCUUUUGCCUCUUUAACAGCUGGCGUUCGCCUUAUAUUGCAUCGUCCUGAUGAACCAUUCCAUACUCUCUCCCCAUCCAUCAGACUUUCUCCAGGAUAUUAUCACCAGAUUAAAGUCUCUGAAAAGCGUUAUAAAUAUUUAAGCAGUCCGUACAAUUCUUACCAGAACCAGGAUUGUCUACAUGUCGACAAGCCACACCAAGGAUUCGGCGAAUAUCGUCCUCCGUACUCGCAUGCUAGUUGUGUUAUUCAUUGUUUGACUAAUCGUACCCAGUCGCUGUGUGGGUGUAUUAUAGAAUCACUCCAUCAUGAUAACUCAAGUGUAUUCUGUACUGUUGCUAAAAGACAUUCUUGUGCACUGGACAUUUGGGACUCAUACUUUAAUAAUGCGUCUUCUGAUUUCAGUGACUGUAUAAAGCCGUGUUUGGAAAUCAAAUAUGAUUAUGAACUUUCUUCCGUACUGUUUAGACCUCGUAAACUGUUAACUUCCAUCACGGAUUACAGCAGCUUAAUCUAUGUUACAAUUUCUUUUAAGGACACGGCGGUGACUACCACGAGUCAUGAACCUGAGUUCGACUUUGGGGAUAUUAUCAGUCAGCUUGGGGGUUACAUGGGUUUCUGUGUUGGAGCUAGUGUAUUAACAUUGGUAGAACUAAUUGAGGCUGUUUUGAAGAGUCUGAAGGCGGCCAGGCUGCACCGAUAUCUUUUAGUGAACAUGUCGAAAGAAACAAAGCCAAAUCCUGUGUGAAAACCACAAAAAUGAUAGCAUUUGAGUGUGGCAGUCCUGCUAAUCACCGGCAAGAACCGACACGAACGUAUAUCCUUAUAUCCUUAAAUUUGUCAAUAGCGCCAAAAAUAUUGCAAAAACGUGACCGGCAAGGAAAGGUGGGUUAUGGAUAUGAAUCUGGUCGAUGAUUAGAAGAACCGGAAAAUAGUGCACGUUAUAAUGGUUAGUGCUAAAUGAUAAGGCCAGCUCAAUUUUUCGUCAUAGGUCACGAGAUGUAAACAGGGCUAGCGCUAAUCCUAACCCUAACCCUGGAUCUAGCUCUAAUGCUUACCUAACCCUUACCUACAAUUUCGCCAAAACAGUCACGUGCCCUAACAUAAUCUAGUGUUGGAGCGUCGAAAACGUGUGUGUCAUUGUUCCAGCUUAAAGAUGUUUUAAUACCAUACUCACCAAGAAAAUAACUGUAACAUCAUUGUCAAAGUAAUGUUUGUA
Molecule: messenger RNA, 1905 nt
Organism: Patella vulgata (common limpet)
Lineage: Eukaryota; Metazoa; Mollusca; Gastropoda; Patellidae
Product: acid-sensing ion channel 1A-like
Exons: 1
Coding region: 118-1434 (438 amino acids)
Biological process (GO): sodium ion transmembrane transport
Cellular component (GO): membrane
Molecular function (GO): ligand-gated sodium channel activity
Source: RefSeq, a predicted model, not a curated record